Messenger RNA from Lobosporangium transversale, 1074 nucleotides. RefSeq lists its product as hypothetical. The coding region runs from base 1 to 1074 and encodes 357 amino acids. The record is from RefSeq and is a predicted model, not a curated record. The transcript has 5 exons. NCBI's taxonomy places the organism in Eukaryota, Fungi, Mortierellomycota, Mortierellomycetes, Mortierellales, Mortierellaceae.
AUGUCAGACGAAAUUUCACUCUUUUGCAUUCUCCAUGGGGAGUCUGUCGCAUUCCCAGUGGAUAUCAAUCCUCAAGGAACUAGCAGCCAUCUCAAAAAGGCGAUCAAGAAAGAAAAAGAAAACGCUCUUCAAGACAUUGACGCUGACAAACUCAUCCCUCAUAAGGUCUCGGUUCCUUAUGAAGGCACUACAGUCAAUCUCGCCAAUGUUAAAACAAAGGAGCUACUCACUGGAGCAACAAGCAAGAUCCUCAAGAUAUUUGGUACAUCACCUCUGCCUGAGGAGACUAUUCACGUCAUUGUUCAACGGCCAUCAGCGGGCAGGAAAUUAGCUAGAGAACUUUUUAAGGCACAGUCAAACCCGCCACAAUAUACCACAAUCUCGAUUCCUGGGGGAUCAGGUAUAGGGAAAACACGCGCAGGAUAUGAGCUACAACAUUUAAUCGACCAUAUCGACAAUAUGAAUAUUGAUUUUGGAUUGGGUCAAAAGGAUCUUAAUUUGUUUCGGACAGCUCUCCAGAACGCCUACUACUUAUAUGUCAACCUUAAAAAUGAAUCAAGAGAUGCUGAGAUCCAUUGGUGCGUUCAUGGCGUGGGAAAUCCCAACAAGAAUGCUCAGCACUUUAUUGUUCCAGUUUGUACUGGGGCAUCUACCAUCGACAUGCACUACCUACACUCGAGUUAUGGGAUAUCGUUGAUCCAGCUAAGGCCAUUGAACUAUGAGGCUUCAUUCCAUACUACAUCGAUCUCCUUCUGGAACCAUCAGUCCUUACAAGAGACUUCGACUGGGGGAAUAACCUUUACUCAAGUUGGGAAGGCCGUUGGAGAAGUUGAGAUAGAAGGACUAGUUUUUCUUGUUCAAGUCGAACAACACCCUUUCGGUGUCACAGUUGUAAUGCCGUUCGCGAUGCUGAAGAUCUUCAACCAAAGGUCCUCCCAUGAACCUAUUAUUCCCAACGACCUACUACACGUCCCAACGACCUACUAUACGUCCCAACAAGGAGGAUGCCAUGGAAAUGGGAAGACUUUGAAAAUCUUCUCCCAUAUUAUCAGAAAGCACCUAUCGAAGCUUUGA